Molecule: messenger RNA, 2973 nt
Organism: Exaiptasia diaphana
Lineage: Eukaryota; Metazoa; Cnidaria; Anthozoa; Actiniaria; Aiptasiidae
Product: isocitrate dehydrogenase [NADP] cytoplasmic
Exons: 12
Coding region: 66-1274 (402 amino acids)
Biological process (GO): isocitrate metabolic process
Cellular component (GO): cytosol; peroxisome; mitochondrion
Molecular function (GO): magnesium ion binding; isocitrate dehydrogenase (NADP+) activity; NAD binding
Source: RefSeq, a predicted model, not a curated record
GCAAUUUCACUCUWGUCUGACGAUCAAGUUUUGUACAGAAUUGUGCUUCAAAAACAUCCACGAAAAUGACCAGAAUCAAAGCUGGACCAGUUGUAGAAAUGCAGGGAGAUGAAAUGACUCGGAUUAUCUGGGAUUUGAUUAAGGAAAAGCUAAUUCUUCCAUAUAUUGAUCUCGACAUCAAGUUUUUUGACUUGAGUAUACAGAACCGUGAUGCUACAGACGACAAAGUUACAGUGGAGGCUGCUGAAGCCAUCAAAAAGUACAAUGUUGGGAUCAAGUGUGCUACUAUCACUCCUGAUGAGAAAAGGGUUGAAGAAUUCAACCUGAAAAAGAUGUGGAAAUCUCCCAAUGGAACAAUUAGAAAUAUACUUGGAGGCACUGUAUUUAGAGAGGCUAUCAUCUGUAAAAAUAUUCCAAGACUUGUCCAUCCCUGGACAAAACCUAUMAUCAUUGGUCGACAUGCUCAUGCUGACCAGUACAAAGCAACUGACUUUGUAGUACCAGGACCAGGAAAAGUAACGAUAACCUACACCCCAGAAGAUGGCAGUAAACCAAUAGAAUACACUGUUCAUGAGUUUAAAGACAGUGGUGGUGUUACCAUGGGGAUGUUUAAUACUGAUAAGGUAAGUUCCAUUUAUUAUGUACCCAUCUGGCAGUUCACAAAAAACACAAUCUUGAAAAAGUAUGAUGGUAGAUUUAAAGAUAUAUUUCAAGAAAUCUAUGAAAGGGCUGGGUACAAGGAGAAGUUUGAAGCCAAUAACAUCUGGUAUGAACAUCGUCUGAUAGAUGAUAUGGUGGCAUAUGCUAUGAAGUCAGAGGGUGGAUUUAUGUGGGCCUGUAAAAACUACGACGGUGAUGUGCAGUCGGAUUCAGUAGCACAAGGUUUUGGUUCUCUUGGUAUGAUGACAAGUGUUCUUGUUUGUCCUGAUGGUAAGACUGUGGAAGCUGAAGCAGCACACGGUACAGUUACUAGACAUUACAGAAUGCAUCAACAAGGCAAAGAAACAUCUACAAACUCUGUAGCUUCAAUAUUUGCAUGGACAAGAGGCCUGAUGCAUCGUGCUAAACUUGAUGAUAAUGAUAAAUUGUUCAAGUUUUGCCAAGCAUUGGAAGAAACRUGUAUUUCCACAAUUGAAGCAGGUUUCUUGACUAAAGAUCUUGCUGGCUGUAUCAAAGGCUUGCCCAAUGUUGUUAGGUCUGACUAUCUCAGUACUUUUGAAUUCCUGGAUAAAGUAGCUGCUAACCUUGCUAUAAAGCUAAAGGAAGACUUCUGACUAGACAACAAUACCAGUAAAAGUCACCUUUGAUUUCUCUGGCUGGUAAUAGUGAAUGUUCGGCAAUCUUGGGGAAAAAUGUAUUUAGCAGCAAUAACAUAUAAUUGAAUUAUUAGUUGAUUGUCUAUCAAAAAGCAUUGACAACAUUUUAUUACCUUUUGCUUACAUACCCCCACCCUACCCCCUGACAGGAUCAACCUUUCUUGAUCACKGURUCUGUAUCACUGUAUCUACAAAAAUURAAAUAUAAUGUGAUGGGCAUGACAGGUGUCCAUUUUUUUACCCAAGAUUGCUUGAUCAAAUUUACUUUUGUGUACUGAACAGUUUUUGUUCGGCAGCACACAGGCAAAUCAAAGUUUGACUUUUUUCCUUUUUAGUAUUUUUAAAUGAAGCUUAAUGAUGAAAAUCUGGUAUAAAUUUAAAGAUUUCUUAAAUCAAGUGGUUGAUGUGGGUAAUUUAAUGUCUGUACAAUUCAAGUGCAUGUUGUGGAUUUUUUUUGUGUGUAGGAAGAAUAUGGAAUAAGCAUCUUAGAGGGGAUUUCUUUCAAGUGUGAGAAGAAUAAAUAGCACUGUCUUUAUGCUUAUCAAUUAGUGAGCAAAUGAAGACAGUUUGAUGUCUACUGCCUAUACAUUCGUGUUAGUUUGUCAAUUCUUUUAGCCCUUUCUAAGAAAAAAAAAUGUAGAUGUGAUUUGAUGGUUUAGUGUUGCUGUUUUGUUUGGCUUAUCAUAGUUAGGAAAUUUAAUGUUUUAUAUCGACUACAAUCAAAAAAUAUUAUGAUUCAGACUUUGAUAGUCAUGGAAGUGUUGUAUUAUUUAUGACCAGCCUUAAAAAGCAGGGCAUUUACCUUCCAUCAUUACACUUCAAUUAAAAACCUCRUCUGAGGAUCUAAAUUGUGUGGGAUGCUGUUGUUAUUGUAAAAAUUAUUUGAAAAUAGUACAAAAUCAGAAAAUAACUAGAUGACACUUUGAAGGAYGGUGGUUUAAAUGGCUAUAAAACUUUCCAAACAUGUUGGGGGUGCUGACUGUUUUUGUCCAGGCAACUGUAAUGACCAAUGUUACAAAUGGAAUUAUGGCAGUAGAAUGACAGUUAUGGAAGGGAUUAGUUAAGGGUUAUUUAUGAUGAAAUCUCCAAUAAUAUUAAUGGUUUAUUAAAGACUUAACUAUCAUGCCAAUAAAUUGUAUCUUGGAUGUCAAUCCAUUAACAUUGUUCAUUUGUAAAGAAGUAAAGAUAUAACAACAAAGUCAUUGAGUGCUCGCACUAAAUGCGUGAAAUAUAAUUACUACAAAAUAAGUGAUAAAUUAUACAAAUUCCUUUGUUUUCUAUUGUAUAAUCAACACUAUUUAGUAGUAAUUAGUACUAUCUGUUUCACGCUUUAAGUGCGAGCACUCUUGCAUAUAAUAAUUAAUUUCUUUGCAAGAAUAUUCAACAUAAACUUCUUUACAAUGUCAAUAACAUUUAAUUCUCUAUUUAUCUAGUUUAGAAUUACCAUUCUUCCUGGGAAUUUUAAAUUUAAUUACCCUUUUAUGAAGAUGAAUUUGUUGUUGUGUUUACAAGUGAUUGUUUAAUGAGAUUGACUGUAUAAUAAUAGUGGAGGAAUUAACUUAUUGUUAGGUUACUAGUUGCAUGUGAAAUUCUAAUAUUUUUUAAUAUUGUUUUUAUUUCAUGAAUUGUUUUAAUAAAUAAAGGUGCAAAAAGACUG